AUGUUUUUGUACAACGGCUUGGAUGAUCCGAAGGAUAACGACAGGAUGUCGACUCCAUCGUCGAUGGCAGCUUCCAUGGCGUCUAGCAGGUUGCUCUCGAUACAGUCGUCCUCGAAGCACGCUUUGUACAUCGCCAGGUGUGCGCCGGGGGCCAUCCCGGCCGCCGUCCCGUACGCUUGCCCGAAAACAUUCGCGUUCAGUACGAACACGCCGGCGGCGAUGCUGGCGACUCCCGUGGCCGGUGUAGUCUGUCGGGUUCGAGUCGUUGUAUUUGGAGACGUCGCUGCCCUUGCUGAACGAGCGUGCGCCUAUGAUUUUGCCGUUGCACGUCACGGGUGGUUCACACGUCCCUUGCCACGUGGCGGGUGGACAGGGCAUGUCGCAGUCGCUGAACGAAGGGUGGGUCGGGAAAAUCCCGGUGUCCACAACACCGAUGAUGAUUCCUCGGCCGAAUUGUGUUUGAUUCCAGAUUCCGGCCCGUGGGUUCAGCCCGAGGAAUUCAGGGGAUCGGGUGGUUAA
This is a messenger RNA of Striga asiatica, 519 nucleotides long. Lineage: Eukaryota; Viridiplantae; Streptophyta; Magnoliopsida; Lamiales; Orobanchaceae. The record is from the annotation of a GenBank genome assembly.